Messenger RNA from Entrophospora candida, 471 nucleotides. NCBI's taxonomy places the organism in Eukaryota, Fungi, Glomeromycota, Glomeromycetes, Entrophosporales, Entrophosporaceae. The record is from the annotation of a GenBank genome assembly.
AUGGCAUUUCAUCAACCACAUCCUAAGAGAAUAUCUCAUGAACCAGUAUCUAAUCGAGAAUUGAAAUUGGAGCAGGUAAAUCAAGCUUUAAGAGAUGAGUUAUCUAACGAAGUUUCAACCAAUAGGUCCAAUGAGAAAUACAUAAAUGAGCUAGAGCGCAAAUAUAACAGAUGUGAGAAAGAAAUCCAAUCUCUCAAUAAAGAACUGGAACAGCUUGAGAAUGCUUCAGAGAAAGAAAAGGCAGAGUUGAGAUCGGAGAUAUCAUCCCUUAAAAGAAGCUUAUAUCAAGCUAAAAAGGAAAUCCGAGAUAAAAUAUCAUAUAUCGAUAAUAUAGUGAGGCAGUUACAAGAAUCGGAAGAGCGGGUUCAAAAUCUAAGGCUUAGAUUCAAAAUUAUUUCUUCAAGAAGAAGCUCUCCUAUCUUAUAUAAUUCAGAAGAAGAUACAGAUAUGGCGCAUAUUGACCCUUUAUAA